This is a messenger RNA of Metschnikowia bicuspidata var. bicuspidata NRRL YB-4993, 2504 nucleotides long. RefSeq lists its product as uncharacterized. NCBI's taxonomy places the organism in Eukaryota, Fungi, Ascomycota, Pichiomycetes, Serinales, Metschnikowiaceae. The transcript has a single exon. The record is from RefSeq and is a predicted model, not a curated record. Bases 320 to 2332 code for a protein of 670 amino acids.
GUGUGCUUUUCCCGAAUCCCCGGGAUCCUCAACUUAUCUUGAUCAUAAUCCAACCAUUUAGGGAUCUCCUGGACAUUUACUGCCCUGAAUAUUAGAUAUAUCGCUGUCCAAACUUGAACUUCACAUAUCUCUACUUCAUAUCACCUACCCGGUUUAGCACAACGUGUCUUAUCUGCGACUGUAUCUAUAGGUGACUUCCACAACGAUUCAACCACCUUCAAUCUCAAGAAUUUUUGAAAGAGUAUAACCUCGAAACACAAAGUGUCACCAUCUGUGAAUCUCACCCGCAUUCUUAUCACUUUACUGCUAAGGAUUGUUCAUGGCUGCUGUCACUUCAACCUCGUCCCAAUUACCUUAUUCUAGGCGAGUCUCGUUCAACAAUCUCCGACCCCAUGAGCUUGACGCCGAAGUCCCGCCUGAUGUGACCAAAUUCCAGUCCUAUGCAUCGACCCCAAAGCUGAAUUACCCGCGAUCGAAUGACCCAGAAUUGUCCAAACUUUUCAGCAAUUAUUCGCUUUCCUCUCCCAUCAAAUCUUCUCAUAGAAAAAGGUUGAAGUUACCUGAGCCUCCCGCACGACUGAUUCUCAAAAAUGCACUCUCUCUGGAAGAAAUCAAGCUGAAUGAAAUUCAUGCACACGACACAUACGCAUCUUUCAACAAGGAGCUCAAUGAUAUAGUCAAUCAUCCACCAGACUCAGUGCCUCGCCUGGAACUCGCAAAAAUAGUACCAGCGCAGAACCCAGAGUCUACAAAUAAUGAGUGUUGUGCCCCAGGAGAAAUAUCUCCACAUACGCGUCUGCCAAGGGGACGCCGGAAGCUGUACUCUAGUAUGACUGAUGAAGAGUUGAUGGCCCUAGAUCCACAGUUCUCGAGGCGAAAUAUUUCAGACUUGAAUGACUUCAAGUUUGAUUCCCUUGGGGCAUCCUAUUCCACUCAACGCAGAAACUCUACACCAGGGUCAUACUUGCCAUCCCCUGGAAAGGCAAAACAAGUUCUCUAUCCUUCCCUGAACGAAAACAACUACAAAAGUGUCUCUCUCACAGUGAAGCAUCAAGACUUCAAUCGUCACGAGCUUCAUCCAAGAAUUAUCCUCACUGUUUUGUCAGGCAGAAAGCACACCUGGAACACCUUAGAUUGGCUUCUUUUAACUGACCACCUGGUGAGAGAUCAGCCCUGCUUUCUUCAGAAUGGUGAUCACCUAGUGGUUGCAGCUUUGGUACCGUUGAAAUUUGUCGAGACAGAAAACAAAAACUCUUCUCGAAAAAAAGAUAUCGGCGAGCAAAAAGUUCAACAGAAAUGCGAAGACAUCCUUAAGUACAUCUUAGACAACGUCCCAGAUCCGGAGAUCCGCCUCAAAAUCACAGUGGAGCUAGUCACAGACGUGCCCUUUCCAGACCCCGUGACCAUCAGUAUGGCUCCCGCAAAGAAACUCCAAACGGGUAGCAAAUUCAUGAUGGCUCACCUUUUCAAGCAGUACCAACCGACACUAGUAGUGAUUGGAAACAAAUCCACUAGUCUCAAUUUCAAGUAUCCCAGGAGAAUGAGUAGAAGCACAAAUGCUGGCUCCACCACCCGGACAUCUAUCAGCGCAAGCUCAAUUGCAGCCAAGGCUCCAGAAACAGAAGCAGAGCUGUAUUUGAUCAAACUCUCAUCAUAUUUGAUCCGGUACUCCACGGUACCAGUAAUCUUGGUGGGUAAUUCUACAACAUAUCACCGGAAACCAGCACCAAAAGUUCCACCAAGCGUUACUUUUAAGGAUGGUGCCAUUAGACUGAAGAGCAUUCUUGAUGUGUCACCUAGUGCACCGCGUCAGAAUUCUUAUUGCUCGGAUAUCUCCAUCGAGUCUUUUUGCGGCACACCACUGAAUGGUGAUGACUCGGACUCUCCCGGACCAUCAAAACCCCUGGGUAAUUCUUCGCUACAAAAGGUUUUGUCUGAUCCUUUUGCAGCGCUAAUUCUGGAUAUCUCUGAUAAAUCUCUCAUGGAACUGAGAACCUAUCUUGAGCAAGUCAAAACCGAUAAAAUACCAUCCCAUUUUUUCGAUAACAAGGUGCACCAAGCAUAUGUUAGUAUGGAGCAAGGUCGUCAAGGACUGCUUUCAAAAACAAACUCUAGUGGAGCCAGUGGAAGGGCUUACAAGGUGAAGAGCCUCAUAUCUUAUGACGAGGAUGAAGAGAAGAAACACGAGAGAAUGAUCAAUGACAAGAAACUCAACAAGUCCAUCUCUAGAAGUUCUGCGGGCAGCUCCAUUCUGAGAGCUCUGGACGAAAAAUCAAACAAGAAGAAAAAGAGAAGAUCGCUUUUACAAAUAUUUGGCCUAAAGAAAGCCUAGGUGAUUAUCGUGCAUUCCAGGGGACAAACGAUCAUAUUGGUCAACCAAAGUUUGUCUUUCGGCUCUGCAUCCAAUCGCUUCAAUACAUACAUUAAUCCAUUUUUAAAAAACAAUAUGGCCAAGGACCGAAUACAUAAAUUUUGCAAACAAUAAAUACUGAUAUCACAUUAUG